UGGCGUAGCGACACCUGGGAGAGCCGGAAGAGCCAGCAGAAGGAGCAGUUUCCUCGUAGUAACGUCAGAAUUGCUCCAUCAAAUUUUGUUUCGUGAAGAAGGAGGAUUUCUUUUUUUUAAAAAAAAAUAUUCACUUUCAGCUCUGGUUGGACUUACACGUGUGUGUGGUGUAGGCUGAAUAAAGAUGUGGAAGGCUUCUGCAGGACAGACAGUCCAGAUGACUGUGGACGAUGGAGGGGACGACUGGGAGACCGACCCCGACUUUGAGAAUGACGUGACGGAGAAGGAGCAGCGCUGGGGGGCCAAGACGGUGGCCGGCUCCGGACAUCAGGAGCACAUAAAUAUCCACCAGCUGCGUGAGAACGUGUCGACGGAGCACACCACCCUGAAGCAGAAGGAAAUGGAGACCAUGCCCAAAGCCUCACAUGGAUAUGGGGGCAAAUUUGGAGUCCAGGAGGACCGCAUGGACAAGUCUGCGGUGGGUCACGACUACCAGAGCAAGCUGUCCAAGCACUGCUCGCAGACAGACACCUCCAAGGGCUUCGGGGGGAAGUUUGGCGUGCAGGCUGACCGUGUUGACCAGUCUGCUGUCGGGUUCGAGUACGCUGGGAAGACAGAGAAACACGCUUCACAGAAAGACUACUCCUCUGGGUUUGGGGGGCGAUACGGAGUGCAGUCAGAUCGUGUGGACCAGAGUGCAAUGGGCUUCGAUUACCAAGGCAAAACUGAGAAACACGAGUCCCAGAAAGACUAUGCCAAGGGCUUUGGCGGCAAGUUUGGCGUGGAGACAGACAAGGUGGACAAGAGCGCUGUGGGCUUCGAGUACCAGGGCAAAACGGAGAGGCACGAGUCUCAGAAAGACUAUGUGAAGGGCUUCGGGGGAAAGUUUGGCGUGCAGACGGACAGGCAGGAUAAAUCGGCGUUGGGAUGGGACCACCAGGAGAAACUGCAGCUGCACGAGUCGCAGAAAGACUAUAAGCGUGGGUUUGGAGGGCAGUAUGGGGUAGAGGUGGAGAGGCAGGACCAGUCUGCCCUGGGCUAUGAGCACAAGGAGAGCCUGGCCAAGCACGAGUCUCAGAAAGAUUACUCUAAAGGAUUUGGAGGAAAAUUUGGCGUUCAGAAGGACCGGAUGGAUAAGAGUGCAGGGACUUUUGAGGACGUGGAGAGGCCGACCCCAUCCUACCAGAAGACCAAGCCUGUGGAAGCUGCUGGCAGCAGCACAGGGAGCAUCAAGGCUCGCUUCGAGAACAUCGCCAAGCAGAAGGAGGAGGAGGACCAGAAGAAGGCUGAGGAGGAGCGAAUGCGUCGACAGGCCAAGGAGAGGCAGGAGCAAGAGGAGGCACGUCGUAAGAUGGAGGAGCAGGCCAAGGCCCCCUCCCCCGCGCCCUCCCCCGCGCCUUCCCCCAGUCCCACCCCCAGCCCCACCCCUCCAGUCCAGCCGGCUGCCGCUGCCCCAGCGUACCAGGACACUGCUGUGCAUGAGGAACCAACUUACGAUGUGGCCGAGGAGAAUGGAGAGCAGGCGUACGACAGAGAGCCGGCCGGCCAGCAGGUGCAGGAGGACGAUCUCUACCAGAACCCGGAGCAGACCGAAGCCGGAGACGGCCAGCAGUACGAGUACAGCGAGGACCUCGGGGUGACAGCGGUGGCCCUGUACGACUACCAAGCAGCCGGUGAUGACGAGAUCUCCUUCGACCCCGACGACAUCAUCACCAACAUCGAGAUGAUCGACGAGGGCUGGUGGCGAGGCGUGUGCAGGGGCGUCUACGGCCUUUUCCCAGCCAAUUACGUGGAGGUCCGGCAAUGAUCCCCCCGCACCGAGACGGCUUGUCUCCCUGUCCUUAACGCAAAAGAGGAAGGCGACAUUUAUUACCCCCCCUCCCCUUCCCCUCCACACUUCUUUCUUUCUCUCUUCAGCUCAUCUUGGUGCUUCAACACUGUGCGAGACAUCCUCAGGUCUCAUAGCUGGCUUUCUUUUGCUCUCUUUUUUUUCCUCCAUGCUCUGUAAGUCUCCACCCAUUCAUCUCUGGUGUGCUUUGUUUCUCUCAGUGCAGCAAUAGAGAGGGAGGAAGAGUUGUCUCAAAGAAUGAUCCAGUACCAGGAAAACACUACUUGUAUAUAGAAGUUACUACCCGGGCUUAAAAAGGCACAAACGGCUUUGCUCGCUACUCUGCUUUGCACCAGUUAAAGCUACAAUAUGCAGUUUGGCUCCAUACACCCGCCGGCUUCUUCAACACCUGUGGUGGCUUUCCAGAUGCCAGUUACCUCUGUUUCAGGCCAGAUGCUGUUUUUUUUAAAGUAGUGAGCUGAUCAAGAUGAGUGACAAGCGCACGGGCAGGAAAUCGAAGUGGUUUUUGUGAGAAAGACCAGCGUUCAUCGCUCCAAAGCCACUCACUGCCUCAGGGGGAAAAGUUGCAUAUUGUAGCUGUAAGCUUUCCUUACAGAUACUACGUAGGCGUUGACCUUCACAAGGUGUCGAUCCGGAAUCGAAACCUUGUGGCUCACACACACACACAGAAGGAGAAGAAGGAACGUCUGUCUCACCAAAGACUCGAGUAACAACAGGAAUGAGCUAGAAAUGUCCUCAAAAAUGAGUCUUGCACACGAACGAGGCUCAGGGUGCUCACUGUUUAGUAGCUCAACUUUUCACAUUUUAACAUUAGCAGGCACAGCUGGAAGCAUUAAAAACCCCCUCGGGGACAUCAAGUAGUCACCAACUGCCCAGAAAGUGUGGACCAAAAAGCCAAAAGCUUCCUUCGCUUCUUGGUCUGUCUGCUUAAAAUUUGCUCAGUUGCACAGAAGUUUGAAUGCCCCUCCUUAUUUCAGCUGCACUUGUUUUUUUUUUUGUUUGUUUUUUUAUGAAAAAUGAACCUUAAACUAGUUUUAAUUCACUAAGAAUUGAAUACGUUCCUCUUAUUUUUCUGAACACUAGCAGCAGUUGUAGGGUUGAUUCACAUAUCAGUCAAUUAUAAGACGACUUCUUCCUUUAGCUGAUUAUUUACAGAAUCACGGGGCCAAAUGUCUAAGGACUCUGCUGUCAUCUCCUCUGUGGCAAAACAAACACUACAGCCGAUAGUAUUGAUUGAAUCAUCUCCAUCCCAUAGCCUACCUAAUCACCAUGCUUGUAACAAUGUACAGAAAGAUCAUGAUUUAUGAUGCUUAGAGAAAUAAUAUUGAACUGAAAAAAAAAAUUGUUUUGUUCCCUGUCACUGUGUUUUUUGGAUGUGGACGACGCUUGUGUAUUUGUGUCUUGCUGCCGUGGAUCGAAGUCCUCGGCGAACCCGACCCGUCACGUCACGGCGUGUUUUUCUACGCACAUGAAGCGAGGCGCGGUGGCCCGACUAACAUCCUUUAUCAUGACCAAACGGCGUGCGCUGGCGAGUGAGUGACCUUUUUCAAACGAGUGCUGUUUCUCUCUAGAGGACUCCCACCGCAGCGAUUACCUGUAGAAAAAUAUAGAGCGAGCCGCUCGGGCUCCAAGGGAACAAGUUGUGACGGAUUCUCGAAAACACUAAGUACUUUUUAACAGACAAGUAUGACAAUCUCAUUUAGUUGUCUGUGGAUAUCUAAUGCAGUAGUGUAGCUUCAACAGGAACGCGUGCGAGGGCUUUCAUCAGUUUCAUCUGAACUUUUGGGGUUUUAUAAGAAAAAAGUGACCUUUUCAAAUGAUUUUUAUCUGUACCUCUGUUUGCUUGAGUCACAUCAUUACCUGCUUGUUCUUUUUUUUUUUUUUUUUUUUAAAGUGAAUUGUUUCAAUAAACAAACCGUAUGGAUGGUAAAUUUA
Messenger RNA from Myripristis murdjan (pinecone soldierfish), 3784 nucleotides. It is a transcript of the gene cttn, whose product is annotated as cortactin. The record is from RefSeq and is a predicted model, not a curated record. The transcript has 16 exons. Gene Ontology annotation, cellular component: actin filament; site of polarized growth; lamellipodium. The coding region runs from base 185 to 1807 and encodes 540 amino acids. Gene Ontology annotation, molecular function: actin filament binding. Gene Ontology annotation, biological process: regulation of actin filament polymerization; cell migration. Lineage: Eukaryota; Metazoa; Chordata; Actinopteri; Holocentriformes; Holocentridae.